Molecule: messenger RNA, 330 nt
Organism: Didymella exigua CBS 183.55
Lineage: Eukaryota; Fungi; Ascomycota; Dothideomycetes; Pleosporales; Didymellaceae
Product: thioredoxin domain-containing protein
Exons: 1
Molecular function (GO): protein-disulfide reductase activity
Source: RefSeq, a predicted model, not a curated record
AUGCCGACAGAAGUCACUCAACCCCUGCACUUCCGCACACUGCUCUCGGGCCACACCUACGUGAUCGCGGACUUCUACGCAACAUGGUGCCCGCCCUGUAAGCAGAUAGCGCCCAUCUAUGAGCAACUCAGCACGGCGCAUGCUUCAGACAGCUUCGGCUUCGUCAAAGUCAAUGUGGACGAAGCGCGAGAGAUCGCCGGACAGUACGGCAUCCAGGCCAUGCCAACUUUCUUGCUGUUCAAGGACGGCAAGCAAAUCCAAGAAAUCAAGGGCGCGGAUCCGAGGUCCCUGAAGGCGGCUAUUGAGGGCGCAAGUGCGCAGCUUAAGAGC